CCUCCGAGAGGACAGGGUCCGGUCCCGGGUGCCGGGGUCCAAACCUGGGGAGGAGCCCGGCCCUGCCCUGCCCUUCCGCAGGGAAGCGAAGUCUGCAGGGCUGGAGCGGCGUCUGUCCCUCCUCUGCGCUCCCUCCCCCUCAGCUGCAGGGUGUGCGCGCGCACGCGAGGUCCGGGGGCUUGUGCGCGCGUGCAAGCGGUGUGUGUUGGGAGGUUGUCCAAAGCCACAGGGAAAAUGGUGGAAAAUUCACCGUCGCCAUUACCAGAAAGAGCGAUUUAUGGCUUUGUUCUUUUCUUAAGCUCCCAGUUUGGCUUCAUACUAUAUCUUGUGUGGGCUUUUAUUCCUGAAACUUGGCUAAACUCCUUAGGCUUAACCUACUGGCCUCAAAAGUAUUGGGCGAUUGCAUUGCCCGUCUACCUCCUCAUUACUAUAGUAAUCGGUUAUGUACUCUUGUUUGGAAUAAACAUGAUGAGUACCUCUCCACUCAACUCCAUUCAUACGAUCACAGAUAACUAUGCUAAAAAUCAACAGCGGAAGAAUUACCAAGAAGAGGCCAUCCCGGCAUUAAGAGAUAUUCCUAUUAGUGAAGUAAACCAAAUGUUCUUUCUUGCAGCCAAAGAACAUCACACCCAAAACUAAAAUGUAUGUAGACUAACAACAAGCAUUUAUUAUAAAAGUUUUUGAUGUAAUAA
Molecule: messenger RNA, 692 nt
Organism: Lynx canadensis (Canada lynx)
Lineage: Eukaryota; Metazoa; Chordata; Mammalia; Carnivora; Felidae
Gene: PIGP
Product: phosphatidylinositol glycan anchor biosynthesis class P
Exons: 5
Coding region: 235-639 (134 amino acids)
Biological process (GO): GPI anchor biosynthetic process
Molecular function (GO): phosphatidylinositol N-acetylglucosaminyltransferase activity
Source: RefSeq, a predicted model, not a curated record